AUGGAUCUUCCAGUGUCGUGUAGUUUUACUGAUCAAGCUAAGCAACGUGAAAUCCAUCAGAGAAAAAUUAAUAAGACAAUUAUUGAAAAUCGCAUAAAAACCAAAGCACUCCGCAAAGCUAAGCGUAAUGUACGCAAACAAACAGACGUCUGUCAGUCUAGUGUAACAGCUCACCAAGAAAUCCAAUAUAUACCGCUGACGUAUAAGGAAAAGUCAAAUGUAAGGUUGUCACUUCCAACCAACCAAACAAAGGACUAUCUAGAAGAAGAAUUUAACUGUCCGGGAUAUUUUAACACAUCAGAUCAUCUUCAGUUUGAUGAAGACGAUGGCGACCAACCUUCCAUACAAAAUAAAUCCUUGGACAUAUCAGCCAGCUGUUCACCGAACGAGAGUGAACUACUAUACGGCAACGAGUCCGAUGAAGGGUAUGAUGGCAGUGAAGAGCACGAUAAGAAUAAAUCAAAGACAAUACUUUUUGACAAUGUUGAUUGUUUUACAAUUAACACUUUGAAAUCCAAGGGAUCUGAUUUUGAAACACGAAAUCAUAAGUCAUGGAAAAAAAUAAACAGGUUGGAUGGGGUUCAUGUUCGAAUGCUGGACAGCGCAAAUAUUGAAAACACAGCUCGUCAAAGAUGUGACAGUUUUCGAAAAGACCAAUUGUAUUCCUCUUCGUAUUCCGGGAGGUAUGGAGAUGUUAAACGAGUCACACCAAGCUUACUGAAAAACUUAUCAAGAAAAAAGAAAGCUAGAGCUGGAAUGCGUUAA
This is a messenger RNA of Schistosoma spindalis, 765 nucleotides long. NCBI's taxonomy places the organism in Eukaryota, Metazoa, Platyhelminthes, Trematoda, Strigeidida, Schistosomatidae. The record is from the annotation of a GenBank genome assembly.